Messenger RNA from Acanthosepion pharaonis, 2076 nucleotides. Lineage: Eukaryota; Metazoa; Mollusca; Cephalopoda; Sepiida; Sepiidae. The record is from the annotation of a GenBank genome assembly.
AUGUCUCAAUUCUUCUUCUUCUUCUUCUUCUUCUUCUUCUUCUUCUUCUUCUUCUUCUUUUUAUUCUAUCAGAACUUAUGGGAUGACCUGAUAUAUUUCCUUCCUUCUCUUUUCCAUCCUUUGUCACUUUUUCUUUUUCUUUUUUUCUAUUCCUUUCUCUUUCUUCGUUUUCCUUCCUCUCUUUCUUUCGUACUUCUUCACUAUAUCUUUUUGUCUUUACUUCUUUCUAUUUUACUUACUUUCUCUCUUUUUAUUCACUCGCUUGUUUCUUUUUCUCUCACCGUCUCACACAUUUCUUCGUUGUUUUUCUUUUUCGUUUUUUUUUUAUACUUUUUUUUCUUUCUGUUUCCUUCUUCCGGUUCCUCUUUCUUUUUCUUCUUUGCUUUCUUCUUUUAUUUUUCUUCUUUCUUUCUCUUUCCUUCGUCCUGUUCCACAUUUAUUUCUUCUUUGAUUUCCUCUUUAUAUUUAAUUCUUCUGUCUUUUUUUUUUUUUUUUUUUUCAAUUUUUUCUUCAUUUUUAUUCCUCUUCGUUUUCUUAUUCUUUUGUAAUUAUUUGUCUCUCUUUCUUCUCCAUCUUUUCCUUCCUCUUUCUCUUCCCACGUUUGCUUCUCUCUCAUAUAAAGUUAUCUUUCUUUUUUUUGCCUUUUUUUUAUUCUUUCUUUAUUUCUUCUUUGUAUCUCACUCUUUUCUUCUCUGUUUAUUUGCCUUGUUCUUCCAUCUUUCUUUCUUCUUCUUUGAAAUUUCCUUUUCAUUUCUAACUUCUUAUUUGUUUCUUGCGCUCCUUAAUUUAUUUUUUCCUUUCCUUUCACUUUCUUCCUUUUCACUUCUAUCUUUCCUUAUCUCUUCUCUUUCAAUCUUUCUUCUUUCUCUUCUCUUCUUUUUCUUUCUCUCUUCUCCUUCUUCUUCCUUUUUCUCUCAUCUUCUUCUUUCUCACUUCUUUUUUCUCUCUUCUUCUUUUUCUUUUUCUUCUUCUUUUUCUUUUUCUUCUUCUUCGUAUUCUUUUUCUUUCUUUCUCAUUCUGUUCUUUUUUCUUUCUUCUUCUUCUUUUUCUCCUUCUUCUUCUCCUUCUUCUUUCUCUGUUCUUUUUGUUCUUCUUCUUCUUCUUCUUCUGUCCUUCUUCUUCAUCUUUUGCUUCUUCUUCUUUCUCUGUCCUUCUUGUUGUUCUUAUUCUUGUUCUUCUCUCCUUCUUCAUCUUCUUUCUCUGUUCUUUCUUCUUCUUCUUCUUCUUCUUCUUCUUUCUCUGUCCCUAUUCACUGUUCUUUUUGUUCUUCUUCUUCUUCUUCUUCUACCCUUCUUCAUCUUCUUUCUCUGUUCUCUUCUUCUUCUUUUUCUUCUUCUUCUUCUUCUGCUUCUUCUUCUUCUGCUUCUUCUUCUUCUUCUUCUUCUUCUUCUUCUCUCUGUCCCCUAUUCACUCCCUCUUUUUCUUCUUCUUCUUCUUCUGCCCUUCUUCAUCUUCUUUCUCUGUUCUUCUUCUUCUUCUUCUUCCCUUCUUCAUCUUCUUUCUCUGUUCUCUUCUUCUUCUUUCUUUUCUUCUUCUUCUUCUUCUGCUUCUUCUUCUUCUUCUUCUUCUUCUUCUUCUUUUCUCUGUCCCUCUUCAUUCUCUGUUCUUCUUGUUGUUCGUGUUGUUCUUCGUCUCCUCCUUCUUCUUCUUCUGUUCUCCUCCUCCUCCCUCUUCUGUUCUUCUUCUUCUUUCCUUCUUCUUCUUCUUCUUCUUCUUCUUCUUCUUUUCUCUGUCCCUAUUCACUGUUCUUUUUGUUAUUCUUCUUCUUCUUCUUCUUCUUCUGCCCUUCUUCAUCUUCUUUCUCUGUUCUCUUCUUCUUCUGUUCUUUUUCUUCUUCUUCUUCUUCUUCUUCAUCUUCUUCUUCAUCUUCUUCUUCUUCUUCUUCUUCUUUCUCUGUCCUUCUUCCUUUCUCUGUUCUUCUUGUUGUUCUUGUUCUUCCUCUUCUCCUCCUUCUUCAUCUUCUUUCUCUGUUCUUCUUCUUCUUCUUCUUCUUCUUCUUCCCAUCGCUCUUUUUCUUGCUUCUAUUCCUACUUUAGUUUCAACACAAACAUUCCAAGGACAUUCUCUUCAAUCUAA